GACUGUCGUCUGAAAUCUCUCUCUUUUUUUCCCAUCAUCUUUUGUCGGUCGUUUGAAACCUUGUGUUGCUGUUUGAUAAAACCCCAUACCCUCAUGUCAACUCUUCAACACUUGCACAACAACUCCUCGACUACUACAUGACGGAACUUACUAUCUCAGACUUCACGCCUGCUGGCACAAUGGAGCACAUUUUAUUUCAACCAGAGAAUGACCAAGGCCCAGUACUCGGCCGAGUCAGCUUAGCCAUGUACACCGUCGCUGUAGCGUUUGUAGCUCUUCGUUGCUUCACACGUGGCUAUAUCGUCAGAAAGUUUGGCAUCGAUGAUCUUUUCAUCGCCAUCGCCGUCACUCUCGGAGCUGCCCAAACUGUAACUAUUCUGCUUCAAAUCGACCAGGGUACUGGUCGGCAUGCAUCCGAGUUGAUUGUUGAUCAAAUGAACAACAUGCUCAAAUACUCAUGGUGCAACAUGCUCAUCUAUUUUGUCGCAAACUGGGCCGUCAAAAUGAGCAUCUUGGCCUUGUACUACCGCAUCACAUCUGGCGCACAAGGACUACCCUGGAUUGUACAAACACACACGAUAUGGGUAUUGGCCGGCUUCAUCACAGCAUUCAGCAUUUCCAUCUUCAUCACUCAAUUCGUCAUCUGCACACCAUUCGGUCGGGUCUGGGACGUGCUAGCCCAGCCCGACGGCUGUCUCAACGUUGCCCUGUUCAUGAUUGCAUCAGGUGCAAUUAACGUCAUUACUGAUGUCAUCUUGCUCAUUUUCCCGCUUCCAUUGCUCCGAUUGCUCAAGUUCAACAAGAGGCAGCGCACUGCUCUUGCGCUCAUUCUUUCUGUUGGCGUCAUCCCAGUCAUCUCCAGCACAAUGCGCCUCUGCGAAAUCCUCAUGGCCGACGGACCUCGCAGAGCAGGAAGCUCAUGGCAAGAACUAGACUUUAGCUGGGGCUGGGCCUGGGUACCCGUUUGGUCUCAACUCGAAGUCGACAUUGGCAUCGUUGCCGCAUCACUCCCUUGCCUCUCCCCUCUCUUCAAGCACGUCUUCUUCUCCAAGGACAACCGCCCAUCCACCCCAUCCAAAAUCCCUACCCUCCCCGGCUACGACAAGAGCUGGCGCAAGGACAUCGACAGCGACAGCGACGACGACAGCAUAAUCGAAAAAGAAGACUGGACCACCAUCGCCAUUGGCAAAGAAGUCGACGUAGAAAAGGGCUACGCCAUCAACGUGAGCGAGCGCGAAACACGCUCCAGCACGGAUUCCGACGACAUGUCAACAGGAGGACGUGACGAAGAGGAGGGCGCGGGAGGGCUUCCUAGAAAAAGUGUCUACUACGACAAUGGCCUCUCUGACAUUGCAGAGGAAGACUGCUCCAACAGGUCCAGUUUGGGCGCUGCAAGGCAGAUUGAAGUCAAGACACUUGCUGCGACAGGGCGGCCAAAGCUAGUCGAGUAUAGAAUAACAUGA
Molecule: messenger RNA, 1463 nt
Organism: Pyrenophora tritici-repentis Pt-1C-BFP
Lineage: Eukaryota; Fungi; Ascomycota; Dothideomycetes; Pleosporales; Pleosporaceae
Product: TT-ORF1 domain containing protein
Source: RefSeq, a predicted model, not a curated record